AGCUUGAUGUUUGAUCAUGUACGUGUGUAUGCAUGUGUCCUGGCCUAGCUAGCUAGACGCGCGGCGUGCACGCGUGCUCGGUUCACCGGACCGAUCGACUUUGUUCACGCUGCUGGCAAGAUCGAAAUGUCCGUCAUCUCCCGCAUUACGAUUAGCUGGACAUGUUCAUUAUGUAACAAGAAGCUAGUUACACGGUACAUGAGUACUUGUUUGUUUUCUCCGCGUUUCCGUAGUCUUUCUUCCGAGUUCUGUCGACUUCCCAGUUGUGAGCCAGGGUCUCUAGUUUGCCCAGCGCUGCUGCGAAUUCCGGAGUCCACAUAAUCAUUCCCUCGUAGGACACCAUCGCUGAGCGGAUCGCAGAAUAGAGCACGGCUACGCGCGUCGGCUGGCGAAAGACGUGGCAUCGCGAGCUCCGCUGCUUCUGGAUACGGACGUUGGGCCGGAGUUGCGAUGCGGACAUGACACAUGGCAUUGCCGGGGUUGAAGGCGUCUCGCACGACGCGAUGCGAGCGUGACGGAGUGGGUGUCGACUCUGCUGUACUGCGCCAGUGACCGUCGGAUCCGCACACUGAGUCAAAGUGCGUGCCUGCCACACCUCCAGUAGCACCUUCUAUACGACUGUCAGAGUACUCAGACCAAUGCAUCUUUAUUAUUAUUAUUAUUACUGCUGAGGAGGUCCUGUUUUGUUUACCCACUGUACCCUACACAAACUGUACGAAAGACUAUGGUUUGGCUGGACCAAUCCAACACUGCUUUCGGCGGUCCAGGUACUGAUCGUCUUAGAACAGCUUGGCUGAUGGAUCUGUACCUAUGCCGGAAUGUGAUCGUCCGCUUCUAGCCACCUGAAGAAUGAGUAAAUGUCGCGAACACGAGGGACUACGCCGUACUGACGGCUACGGAGCAUUCGGUGUCGCGUACACUAGGUCCACGAACCCCGAUGGUAGCAAUGGUGCGGCCGACGAUCCCGCAACAAGCCGCAGGGAAGCCAGCGCUGACGGCAACACCACCAGCAGCGUACAUGUUCACACAACCACUUCUGCCGUCUCUGAACCUACCUCCGCUGUCGCUAGCAGCGUGGUCCCAACCAGCGCAGACUCUGCCACUAGCAGCAGCAGCAGCAGCAGCAAGUCCAAUACAUUGUGUUCUUUAACUGCCGUCUCUGCAACGACUGCCGCUGCAGCCACGUCGCCCGCAUCACCACGGCAACAACACCCGUCUCCAUCCGGCGAGACGGCGCAUGCUGCGGCAACAUCAGUGCACACUUAUCCGCACACCGGCAGGGUGCUCUGGUCGCGCGACGCGACAACAUCCCGUAAAUCCUUCCCACCGGCGUCAUCGUCAUCAUCAUCACUGUUUCCGGCACCUGUAAGCCGUCUCACAAAGCAAAGAACACCCGGAUUGUCAGUGGCGGCUACAUCAGCAGUAAGUAAACACACAGCGGGCUCAUCACUCGUUGACGACCCGUCAGCACCCACACCAACACGUCUGAGCGACCACGACGACGACGACGGCCAGGCUGGGAAACGCGGGCAUGUGGACAGACGGAAACGCGGCGUCGGCUUUGUGCGCUCCACCAUGUUGUCGGCGUCGAGGAUCUUUAGCCGCGGCAAGGGCCGCUUCAAGACCUGGUCGCACGGGGAACGUGACGUCGCCACAAAAACGGACGCCGCCGGAGCGAGCGCUACCUCUCCGACCAGAGCGGGCGGUGGUAGUCGGUCGAAAGAGCGUCCCCGCCAGCGCAAGGGUGUACAUUACGAAGGCGCUCUUCGCUUCUACUACACAUCGCCAUCAGGACAAGAGACGGCUAAAGUUGUACGGGUUCAGAACACCACAUCGGCACUGGAUCUGGUGCCACUGCUGCUACCCAAGUUCUCGACCUGCAUCGACGAACGUCUGAGAAGCCAUCCUGGCCACUUCUACCUCGCCAUUGUCGAUCGUCACGGGGAGCAUCGUCUUGAGGACGACGAGUACCCGCUGCAGAUCUCGUUCCGCUCGGCAGCCGACGCCCCGCACCGCUAUUUGCUACGGCAGACAGACCCUGUAGAAUGUACUGCUGCCACUGCUAGUGCUGCUGCUAGUUGUGCUGCUAGUGCUGGUGGUGCUGCUAGUGCUGCUGGUGGUGGUGGUGGUGGUGCUGCUGGUGACCACCUUGACCGCCUAUCAUCUGCUACUGCUCUCAGUACGGUCGGUAGCGACAGCACUGCAUCUCUCCCGACCACAGCGGCGACUACAACAACUCUCGUGGCAUCGUCGGCAAUUGCCUCUAACGUUGUGACAGCAGCGUUGACGACAACCUCGCAAGAUUCCCUUGACACGGACAGCACCUUGUUCACCAGUAGCGGUGAAGGUGUACUCGUACCCAGACCUAGCACGACGACGACGUCGGCAGCCCUAGCCCAGCACCGCCAGUCGCUGUCAGUAGAACGUGAGCAGGUUGCCGCGACGAUGAGCACCUUGUCCGUCAUGCCCUCGUCGCUGCCGCUCUCCGGUAGCCCGGUGGGCCAUCGUCCGCUUAGCCUCAGCCAGUCCAGCAUCAAUGCGGACUCUGUGUCGGAUAGCAGUAGUAGCGUGGAUCACCAUGCUGGUAUCAUGCCCGGCGACAAUGCUGGUGGCGCGUACACCGGCACCGCGGGGACAAGCAUGCAUUCGCCCAGCCACGCCACCAGCACCAGCACCACCACGCCGCGCCGUCUCAUACAGACGCUACGACGCAACAUGCGCCGCCAGAGCAGUGCCGGCAACCGGCGCAGUUGGCAUGGCGACGAGGAGCGUCGUCGUAGCAGCGCGUCGGCCGUGAACUCCAUGCGGGUGUACACCGGGCCGGGCCUGCAAGAGCAGAGCGCUUCGGAUUACAAGACGGUGUUCGCCUCCGACGACACGGUGGCCAGAGAUGUGAUUGAGUCGGUGCUGCAGCGCCUGUUCAUCUACGAUCAGAGCUGUGACGACUUUGUGCUGUACGAGACCAUCGGAGCGCUGGAAUGGUACCAUUGCGUGUCCGGCGAUGUCAUAGAAUACAACGAUGGCGUCGCCGACUGGGCUAACGUGGCGCAGCGCUUCACGCCGCGCUACUCUCGGCUGGUGGCGCCCAACGAGUACCCGCAGGUGCUGAUGCGCCUCUGGCAGGUGGACAUGGGCUCGGAGCGGCGCAUGUACGUACACCGUCGCAACGCCGUGCCGCAGUACCGGCUCUCGUCGGGCACUCCGUCGCGCAGCUCGUCCCCCCAGGCUCAGCAGCAGCCAGCAGAGGACAGUGGUCGGGCGGUGACGCCGCAGCUGACGUACGUACAGCGCUUCUGCGACUCUCCGUCCAAGCUGCAGUUCACGGGUGUGUACACGGACAACCUCUGCACUCCGUUCCUCGUCACACUGUCGUGCUCCCAACCGGAGAAGAACCUCCUCGUGUACCCGCUGAUCGACAAGGUAACGUCCAUUGGUCAGCUAUCGACCGGCACCAGUGUGAGUAUAGCGCUGGCUGGGUAUGAUCUGCUGCCUCUACACUGUACGAUACGCUGUACGGAGGUCAGUAGGAACAGUAGUAGUUCGCUGAACGCCGCCAAGAUGCAGGACCGGCGCGAUAUCUUCUCUCUGGACGCGGCCAAGGAGGCUCACGUGGCAGUGAACGGUGCACCGGUGUCCGGUAUGCUGGUGUUGCGCGAUGGAGAUCUACUGCACCUGGCCACGUCUCACGUCUUCGUCUUCCGUGACCCGUCACAGCCGCUGUCGCUGAGCAACGGCUGGAAGUGGUUGCCGCAGCCGGACUUCACCUCAGCUGCCGGCACUCUGUCCACCACGACCGACAUAACCAGUAGCUCUAUGCAGACUGCAUCGUUGGCCGAUGACCCGUCCUUGCAAACCAGCGAGGCGACAUCAUCAACAUCAUCGUCGCGACGUUCGGCACGAGUCAUCACGACAUCAUCAUCAUCAGCAUCGUCGCGCAAGUCGGUCAGCAUGUCGACGGUGUCCAUCGGUUCUGACCCACAGCAGCAGCAGGGUGGUGGUAGCACACCGUCCGACAGUCUGACUCGCACUAUGCCUCUAGUGUUUAGCGGCAUCCAACAGAAGAAGAUGUCUUUGUGCAGUUGACGCUGACUACUGCAGACGUUAGCUCACUACCUAAUCCCUUAUCUCCAUCCGCAGCCAUUAUCCUGGCACUAGUGAGGUUCAACCCAGCGACAACGGCAGCAGAGCAGGAUGCAGUAGCGGCGAGCGGCAAGUCUUCUCUGUCCACGGCGAGAAAGCAGUACCUGAAGCGUUUCUAGGCAAGGCGUGUGAAGCGCUGCAGGGCGUAGUGUGGCAAACAGCAGCGAUAUUGGACGACCACAAGGCACAUCUGACACUUGACACUGACCCCAUGCACUUGCUCAACACCAUGUCACAUGACCUGCAAGAGCUGAGCGCGUGGAUGGCCAACGUUCUGGAGAUAGCAAACUGCGCACGCAGGCUGCUGCGCAAUCUUGGCGUCAACCCGGCGUCUGCGUCCGCAAACGCUUCACUGUCCUCUCUCAGCGGUGCACAGCACUGGACUCUGCCGAAGCUACACUCGAUCAAGAGCUAUCUGAGUCACUGACGGCACUGCAGGAUAUUGUGAUCUACGCGUUUCAGCAGGUCCUUUAUCCUGUC
Molecule: messenger RNA, 4620 nt
Organism: Sycon ciliatum
Lineage: Eukaryota; Metazoa; Porifera; Calcarea; Leucosolenida; Sycettidae
Product: serine-rich adhesin for platelets-like
Exons: 5
Coding region: 850-4083 (1077 amino acids)
Biological process (GO): signal transduction
Molecular function (GO): protein binding
Source: RefSeq, a predicted model, not a curated record